AGCGUGCGUCAGUGUCCGGGGUAAAAACCGUCGCACUUUGCAGUCUGGACGCAUCUGCUGCAGCUAUAUUAUAGCAGCGAGCUAUGGACUCCACGUUGCUUCUUCCCUGUCUUCUCCUCGCGCUAGUCUCGCAGAGUGGAUUGCUCGCGAGUGCCGCGGUCUACAACCUGGAAGAUCCGUAUCCGCCGGAAAACAACGACUCCCGCGUCCCCCUCUAUUUCUCUCUCAUCCAGUCCUUCAGCGGUCAGUACAUUAGCUCGUACUCUCUCCCCGGACUCCAACUCGCCCUCGAUCUCAUCAACGAAGACGAAACUCUGUUGCCCGGUUAUAGCUUGCACUUCGUCAUAACGGACACCCCGUGCAACAAGAUCGAUGCGUUGGACACGUUCCAUCGUCAGGUUUUCGAAGAGCCUACAAAGAUCGGCAUUAUUGGGUCCGGAUGCUCCGUCUCAACCGAGCCAACGGCUUCGAUUUCCCAUUAUUACAACCUAGUACAGGUAUCAUGCAUUGCGUCUUCCCCGGCGUUCAGAGACAGGCAACUAUUCCCGCGAUAUUUCCAGCUACUGCCGACCGAUGCCAGCCUUGCCAUCACGUACAUGGGUCUCAUAGAGUUUUACCAGUGGAAGAGGGUUGCCAUCAUCGUCCAAAUGGAAAAUCUAUUCACUGUGGCGAUGGACGAACUGAAAGUGCUGCUAAACGACAACUCCAUAGAGUACUCCGAGACAGAGCUGGUCAUCGAUAAAGCCGGAGUCAAUGGAGGCCCGCCAAACUCUACCAUUGUCAACUUAGACAGUGUCUUUGUGAGUCUGACCCCUAAC
Messenger RNA from Geodia barretti, 818 nucleotides. Lineage: Eukaryota; Metazoa; Porifera; Demospongiae; Tetractinellida; Geodiidae. The record is from the annotation of a GenBank genome assembly.